UGGGCUUGGAGUCUGGACACACAGGGCUCCCCGCCGACUUCUACGUCCAAAGUCUGGACACCCUCCCGCCACCUGUAGAGAAACCGGAGCGGAUUUGAAAUCAAACCCAGGUGUGCCGGGUUCCUAGACAGAGCCCGACUUUGGACCCGGUGUCCUGCCACUCCUGCUGGGGCUCUUCUAGAUGUCAUGGAGCUGGAUCUGUCUCCACCUCAUCUCAGCAGUUCCCCAGAAGAUCUGUGCCCAGCCCCUGAGACCCCUCCUGGGACUCCCCCACCCCCUGAUUCCCCUCUGCCUGGGGAGGUGAAGAAGUCCAGGCCCCUGCCCAUCCCGACCAGCAGGAAACUUCGCGAGGAAGAGCUACGGGCAACCUCUCUGCCCUCCAUCCCCAACCCCUUCCCUGAGCUCUGCAGCCCUCCUUCACAGAGCCCCAUUCUUGGGGGGCCGUCCAACACAAGGGGUCUGCUCCCCCGAGAUGCCAGUCGCCCCCAUGUGGUCAAGGUGUACAGUGAAGAUGGCACCUGCCGGUCUGUGGAGGUGGCGGCGGGGGCCACAGCUCGCCACGUGUGUGAAAUGCUGGUGCAGCGAGUGCAUGCCCUGAGCGAUGAGAACUGGGGGCUGGUGGAGUGCCACCCCCAUUUAGCACUGGAGCGGGGCUUGGAGGACCAUGAGUCUGUGGUAGAAGUGCAGGCUGCCUGGCCUGUUGGCGGAGACAGCCGCUUUGUCUUCAGGAAAAACUUUGCCAAGUAUGAGCUGUUCAAGAGCUCCCCACACUCCCUGUUCCCAGAAAAGAUGGUUUCCAGUUGUCUUGAUGCCCACACGGGCAUAUCCCAUGAAGAUCUCAUUCAGAACUUCCUGAACGCGGGCAGCUUCCCUGAGAUCCAGGGCUUCCUACAGCUGCGGGGGUCGGGACGCAAGCUCUGGAAACGCUUCUUCUGCUUCCUGCGCCGGUCUGGCCUCUACUACUCCGCCAAGGGCACCUCCAAGGAUCCCAGGCACCUGCAGUACGUGGCAGAUGUGAACGAGUCCAACGUGUACGUGGUGACCCAGGGCCGCAAGCUCUAUGGGAUGCCCACGGACUUUGGCUUCUGUGUCAAGCCUAACAAGCUUCGGAAUGGCCACAAGGGGCUCCGCAUCUUCUGCAGCGACGAUGAGCAGAGCCGUGCCUGCUGGCUGGCUGCUUUCCGUCUCUUCAAGUACGGGGCGCAGCUGUAUAAGAAUUACCAGCAGGCGCAGUCUCGCCACCUCCGCCCGUCCUGUUGGGGUUCCCCACCCUUGAGGAGCGUCUCGGAUAACACCCUGGUGGCCAUGGACUUCUCCGGCCAUGCUGGGCGUGUCAUUGAGAACCCUGGGGAAGCUCUGAGUGCAGCCCUGGAGGAGGCCCAGGCCUGGAGGAAGAAGACGAACCACCGCCUGAGUCUUCCUACCCCGUGCUCAGGCACUAGCCUCAGUGCAGCCAUCCACCGCACCCAACUCUGGUUCCACGGACGCAUUUCCCGCGAGGAGAGCCAGCGGCUCAUUGGGCAGCAGGGCCUGGUGGACGGCCUGUUUCUGGUCCGGGAGAGUCAGCGGAAUCCACAGGGCUUCGUCCUCUCCCUGUGCCACCUGCAGAAAGUCAAGCAUUAUCUCAUCCUGCCGAGUGAGGAGGAGGGCCGCGCCUACUUCAGCAUGGACGACGGCCAGACCCGCUUCACAGACCUGCUGCAGCUCGUGGAGUUCCACCAGCUGAACCGCGGCAUCCUGCCCUGCUUGCUGCGCCACUGCUGUACCCGCGUGGCCCUCUGAGCCCUGUCUCAGCCCUGCUUCAGCUGCACCCUGAGCCUGCUUCAGAGUGGGCUCGGGGUGUACAGAGGGUGGGGACAGGAUCAAGAACAACUGGAGGGUGCCCCUCCCACUCUGGUUUUCUCUCCUGCUCCUUCCCCUCCGUCAGGCAGAAAGUACCCCCUGUCCAGUCCACCCUCAACCCUUUUCCUCACGGGAGUGCACCCGAGGUGGCCCUCUCCCCUUUAUGGGGCUCGGGGGGCACUGCUCUGGGGCAGGACAUUAUGGAAGAACCGGGGCAGCCAGGUGGUCCCACGACGCAAACUUUGUACAGACUGAGAGGCCAGUUGAUUUGCUCUAUUUUAUACCAGUGACAAUAAAGGUUAUUUUUUGAUAUA
This is a messenger RNA of Choloepus didactylus (southern two-toed sloth), 2156 nucleotides long. RefSeq names its product growth factor receptor bound protein 7 (gene GRB7). The coding region runs from base 187 to 1782 and encodes 531 amino acids. The record is from RefSeq and is a predicted model, not a curated record. Lineage: Eukaryota; Metazoa; Chordata; Mammalia; Pilosa; Megalonychidae. The transcript is spliced from 15 exons. Gene Ontology annotation, biological process: signal transduction.